Messenger RNA from Pieris macdunnoughi, 438 nucleotides. The record is from the annotation of a GenBank genome assembly. Lineage: Eukaryota; Metazoa; Arthropoda; Insecta; Lepidoptera; Pieridae.
AUGUCAAAAUUGGUUUGUUUAAUAUUGUUAGUGGCUUCGGCUUCGACUGCUCGUCUCGAUCACUUGUUGCCAGGGUACAGCUACAGCGGUGGUAAUUAUAACAGUGGCAACAAUGCUGCCCCCUUCAACUUUGAAAACAUUAAUAAUGGUGAUGGCAGCUACAGGUUCAGUUAUGAUACGCCGACGGGCAUCUCGGCGCACGAGAGUGGGGCCCCCCGUGCUCAGGGCCCCGAGGGCCCUGCUGUAACCGCAGAAGGUGGGUUCUCCUAUCGGGCCCCAGAUGGACAACAAAUCUCACUCACAUACACCGCCGAUGAGAACGGUUUCCACCCAGUGGGAUCACACCUCCCUACUCCACCGCCGAUUCCUGCUGCCAUUCAGCGCUCCUUGGAAUACAAUAGACAAAACCCUUCCAACGGUGGCCGCAACUAUUACUAA